UUGCAUCGGUGUCUCUGAGAGGUUGUUAAAUUCCACGGUAGAUAAAUAACAAGUUUAACUGUAAUGGUUGUGGUUUAACGUCAUGGAGGUAAUCGAAACAAUUGUCAUACAGAGCACUGAAGUGGAAGGAAAGGAAACGGUCGUGUCCAGUGUGGACGCCGAUAAAACCAAAGCAGAAUUUAUCUGGACACUGCAGGCUACAUGGCACCUUAUCAACACCCGACUGGAAAUGGAUCAGGCUUUUGACCAGCCAGUUUGCAAGAAAAAGAAACUAUGGGAGAUGGUGGCAGAGAAGGUGAAUGCCAAACUAAGGGAGUCAGAGGUCACAGAUGUCACUGUGAAGGCAUACGAGUGUGAUCUCAAGUGGAGAAACAUGUUGGCCACGUACAGGAAGAAUGCAGAGAGGGCCAAGAGGCUGGGGGUGGCCAGUGUUCACUGGGAGUUCUUCAAAACCAUGCAUGAAGUUCUGGGCAAGAGCAGGGAGGAGAUCGAAGCCCAGCGCAGAGCCAAGCUCAGUGGGACGAAAGUGGGCAAGGCCAUAGCCAGCAAGAGGUUUACCCCUAUCCUCCCCACACCUCCUGCAACAGCCACUCCCUGCCCUGCCCGGCCUCCACAGGACGUCCUGCAGCUGUACAUGGAGCUGCAAGAGAGGAAGAUGAACAUGUGGGCCCAGCAGAAAGCCCUGGAGGAGAGGAAGAUAGAGGCCAUCAACAACCUGGCCCAGGCCAUCUCCAACCUGGCUCAGAAGAACAGCACACAGACAUCAAAGGAUGUUCAUUAGGCCUGAAGAGACGUGAAGUGGAUGUGAACUUCUUACCAAAAACUUUUGAUACUGAACAGAGGGAACUGUUUGAGUAUGUUUUUAGCAUAUGUUUUUAGAUUGGUCAUGUUGGCACAUUUGUACUGUUACAGUUUAGUACAGAGUAGUUUGGCCAGUCUGUGUUCUGUAGAGCUAAACAUAACACAUUUCAGAAUAGGUGAAAACAUAAGAGUUCAGAGGAGACAUAUGAGACAGAGAUAUACUCACAUAUCACGUCCUUAAAAUUGUUCUUUUCUGUUUAUAUCCCAAUAGAUAUAAUCCUUACUUAUUUUUAUACCAAAAUAGAAUAGUUAAUAAAGGCUGGCUGAGUUUGGAGAGUAAGAAAAACUGAAAUAUCACACACAAACUACAUGAAUACAAGCAUCCUACCAUCUCUGUAUCUAUGCACAAGUGGAAAAUCUUAUUUUUUUAUGGGGGUACCAUAAGUGCACAAACUGAAAUAAUCAGAAACAAGCUAACAGAAAUGAUCAAUGAUAUGAUCAUGAUAAUUGAGAGGUCAUAGACUAAAAUUUUAUAUUUUUGAGUUAAGACAAUACAGAUAUUUAUAAUGAUAAUUAUUAUUUUUAUUUGGUAACAAUAACUGUAUUCAUAGGCAUGCUGGUGCUAUGUUAAUGUACUAAUGAAAUACACUUUGUUUAUUAGAUAAUAUGAACAACUUCACAAUGUAAUGUGUUCCACUAAACAACCUGCAA
Messenger RNA from Seriola dumerili (greater amberjack), 1512 nucleotides. RefSeq lists its product as uncharacterized. The transcript has 2 exons. NCBI's taxonomy places the organism in Eukaryota, Metazoa, Chordata, Actinopteri, Carangiformes, Carangidae. The coding region runs from base 83 to 781 and encodes 232 amino acids. The record is from RefSeq and is a predicted model, not a curated record.